AUGUCUCUUUUCUGCAACCAUCGCCAAUUCCAGCUCGCAAGAGACAUUGACCGCGAAUACCAGCGUCCAGCAACAGAAGAGCCUCGUCUCGUCUCGUCCCCGAUAAUGCCAUUUCCAUUCGUCCUACCGACCACCUCGGCCUUUUCCUUCUCCUCGUCCGUUAGCUGUGACUCUCACCCAUCGCUGCCCCUCAGCGCGAGCACUUAUCGCGGGGUUGUCAGAGACGCGCUCAAGAAGCACAAGAGACUCCCUCCCUCGUCUCAAACGGCAAAUCUGAGCACCGUCAUCUCCAGUUUAGAGCAAUAUCUCCCGUAUCUCAUCGCCGUUGACGCCGGCUUGAGUAAUCAACCGGUUAGCAAUGAGACGGUCAACACAGUGUUGGAGUCGACUCCCUCCAUCUCAUGGAGACCAACGCUUUCUGGCGACCUUGUGCCUGGGCGUGAACGUCCCCGGGUGAACAUUAACUCAUUGGAAUAUGAGAUUUACUUUGCGCUGUCCACUUUGGGCUUCUCUCAUGUCCUCAUGGCAAGGGCCGCGCUGCAGCCUCUUUAUUCCACAACUCAGGAUUUCCAGGGGACUCAAGAGCGGACAACCAUCAUGACAACGGCCACGAAAUACCUGCUGGAGGCCGCUUCCAUAUACGACUAUGCCGCCACAAGAAGUGAGCAGGUGAUUGGCAACCCGCCUUGCGUUGAUAUUUCACCAGCUACGCUCCGUGCUCUCGCUUCCCUCUGCCACGCCGAGGCAACGCUGUUAGCUGUGCUAAAGGACGACCCUUACCCAGCAGCCGUGGCACAGGAUAGGAAUAAAAACGACAAAGAGUGGAUGUUCAAGGCCCCCGACAUCCCCAAAGUUCGAGCCCAUCUCUAUGCUCGUCUAUGCCUCGCCGCAUCUGAGCAUGCUGCCAAAGCCUCGGCAUUAUGCCAAUCAGCCAGGGCAGGACCAAGUGGCGUUAGCUCUGGAUUCUUGCGAUACUUGGAAGAUUUACGGCGGACUAGCCGAGCAAAAGCCUGUCGAUUCUUCGGAAUCGAUGCCGAGCUGGGUGGUGAGACGGCAGAAGGGAUUGCCUGGGCACGUGCUGGUUUGCACGAACUCGGCAUCGAGGUCAAGGAUGCAAAGAAGGGGCUGAGCCUGAGUCGUACGAUGAAGGGGCUCCAUGAGAAGAGAGAAGACCGUCGAGUUGACAAAGAAACUACCUGGGGAGCUGAUGCUGGCAAGCUGGAAGAGACAAGGAUCCUCGAGUUGCUAGAUGCAAAGUGGAGCAAGAUCAAUGAUACGAUGAACACGCGGCCAAUUCCGCCCAUAAACGCUUUAAUAAACAAGAUGCCCUCGGGCCGUGAGAUUCACACCAUCAAACCAUAUCAGCUCCCUACGCUAGAUCGAGAUGUGCUGGAGGCUAUGCGAGCGCCCCCUGAACACGGCGAAAAUGUUGGAGGAGAGUUUAGUUCUGAUGAUGAGACUCUGUCCCACCACCAGGCAUCCUCGUCUUCGUUGGGAAUCCAGGGAAGUGGGUUUUCUGGCGUCGAGCCUAUUUCCAUUUGGACGUCUGCCACGUCUUCCACUUCUGUCACCGGCUCUGCUGGGAUUGGAUCUUCUGAUAUUGGUGACUCUGAGGCUGGAUCUUCCGACUCUGGAUCUUCCGACUCUGGAUCUUCCGACUCUGGAGUUUCCGAAGCUGGAGUCACUGAACUUGGACUCUCCACGGUUGGAGUGACUGAAGUCGAACUCUCCACGGCUGGAGUGACCAAGGUCGGGUCCUCACUAGUUGUUGUCACUGAGACUGGAGUGAUUGAAUUUGGACUCUCCACAGCUGGAGUCACUGAACUUGGAUUCUCCACGACCGGAGUCACUAAUAUCGGAUCCUCACCAGUUGGUGUCGCUGGAACUGGGCUCACCACGACUGGACUCUGUGGAAUUGGACUCUCCAAGUCAGGAGUGACUGAAACCGGAUUCUCACCAGUCGGUGUCGCUGGGAUCGGGCUCACCACAACCGGACCCUGCAGAAUUGGAUCCAAGUCGAGAGGCGGGCAGGGAAGAGGCGUAGGAGCAGUGUCGACACAAGGAUCGUAG
Messenger RNA from Trichoderma aggressivum f. europaeum, 2070 nucleotides. RefSeq lists its product as uncharacterized. The coding region runs from base 1 to 2070 and encodes 689 amino acids. Gene Ontology annotation, cellular component: plasma membrane. Gene Ontology annotation, biological process: cellular response to pH. Lineage: Eukaryota; Fungi; Ascomycota; Sordariomycetes; Hypocreales; Hypocreaceae. The record is from RefSeq and is a predicted model, not a curated record. The transcript is spliced from 3 exons.